Leptosia nina is the source of this 1011-nucleotide messenger RNA. The record is from the annotation of a GenBank genome assembly. Lineage: Eukaryota; Metazoa; Arthropoda; Insecta; Lepidoptera; Pieridae.
AUGAGUAGCGGCAUCGAUUACAAGACUGUUAAGAUUAACAAAAUAAUUGAAAUGUUCUUUCACAUAAAAAUGAUCCGAAGAAACACGCUGAGGAACGUCGAGAUUUGCGUACUGCUUUGCAUUUUCGCUGUAAGUUUCUACACAUUCGCGCGCACGAACCGAGAGCCGACGCCUCACGAGUUAAUAUUUCAAAAUAAACUCGUCAAUAUAUCUUGUCAUUACGAUGAUGAAGACAAUGCGUUGCCGACAUUCGAGCCGAAUUUUAAGCCGGGGGACAAUUCUAUCUUCUUCCACGAAACAAGCUGUAAAGGCACGCUGAACUCGCGGCAGAUGUGUGCUAUAGAGUCCGCAGCAAGACUUCAUAGAGACAGGCUGCGUAUAAAAGAAUACGCAGCCCGUACCCCUCUAGAACCCUUCAUAGAGAAAGGGACCCUGGUGAACAGCAGCUGGGGCAUCGAAAACACAUCGAAUGCCUUGAGAUUUUUAACCCUGUACAAGUGGAAUGGAAUAUAUUUGGACACUGAUGUCGUGGUGGUGAAGUCUUUCGAUUCUUUGGGGGGCAAUUGGGUAGGAAAGGAAGAUUUUGAACAGUUAAAUUCAGCGGCGAUCGCUUUAGAUGAUUAUACCCAGGGCCGUCAGUUAGCAAAAAUGUUUCUUUCAGAAAUCGUGAAUAAUUACAAUAGUAAUAUUUGGGUCCACAAUGGUCCAGGAGUUGUAACAAGAGUUUUAUCCAGAUAUUGCCGUACUAAAUAUAUUAGCUUAAUGACACUUGCGAAAUGCCAGGGUUUUAGCGUGCUAGAUACAAAAUACUUGUACCCUAUUCAUUACAAGUACAGAAAGCGGUACUUCCGUCCAGGUAAAAUUGAAGACACACCCGAUGCAUAUAUGCAUCACAUAUGGAACAGGUUGACUCAUCAUUUGCCAGUUCCUAAGGAUUCUCUUUAUGCUGAAUUAGCUAAGAAAUAUUGCCCAUCAGUGUAUGAACUAUAUGGUGACGAAUUUGGUAUUUAA